Schistosoma intercalatum is the source of this 5250-nucleotide messenger RNA. Lineage: Eukaryota; Metazoa; Platyhelminthes; Trematoda; Strigeidida; Schistosomatidae. The record is from the annotation of a GenBank genome assembly.
GCGGGUUGUACAUAUUGGCUGCUGGCGUCAUGUGUUAUAAUAAUGUUUGUAAAUAUGAAUGAGGAGUUUGGGGAUACUAUAAUAAGUUCGGAUCAGUUGGUUUCUUUUGGGCUUGGUGGGCUUCGUAAUAUAGGCAACACUUGUUACAUGAAUGCCGCUUUACAAGCCUUAUCAAAUUGUCCACAUUUAACGGAAUUUUUCCUCGAGUGUCAUAACAUCCUUGAUCCAAAUCGAAGGCUUGUGUUGUUUAAUCAUUAUUGCACACUACUUUCUGAAUUUUGGGGAAAUGAAAGACCACGCUGUUUCAAUGCAAAUACAAUUUUAGAUACUUUCUGCAUUGUGCACCCAAUGUUCAGAGGUUAUGCACAACAAGAUGCUCAAGAGUUUUUGAGACUAUUUUUAGUCCAGCUGCACGAGGAACUGAAACACUCAUGGCUUUCAAACUCAGACAAAAAAGGCAUCAAACAAACAACUACUACUGGUUCAUCGGACAACAGUAACAACAGUAUAAUUACCGAUGUCUUUCAGGGCAGAUUAGUUAGUUCUGUCCGUUGCCUGUCAUGCAGUCGGCUUUCCAAUCGGGAGGAAUCAUUUAUGGACUUGUCCCUUUCCCUUACCAAACCUACUGUACAAACGUAUUCAUCCUCUUCUGUUGAUCAAUCAACAAAAUCCUCCUUGAUGAAUGGUUCAGUAAGCACAGGUUCUUUAUUGAAAAAUGGUCCUGUAUAUUUGAAAACAUCUAAUGAUUUGCAACAGACACAACCAUCGAAGUCAACAAGUAGAAGGUAUUCUACACCACGUGGAUCAAAAAUAAAAUCAUCGUUAUUCACAUUACCAACAGUUGUUGGUCGUCUGGUAACGGGUAUUCCUUGGUUACUCACUAUGCUUUUAACCCUAACUCAUAUAUUUUUAUCCUAUGUACAAAGCUUUUUGCCCUCACCUAAACAAUGGAUAGAUAAAUGGUCUACUCUUACCCUUGAAGAUUGCUUAUCUCAUUAUUUUUCUGAAGCGGAAUUAGUUGGUGAAAAUGGAUACUUUUGUGGAAGAUGUAAUCGACGGUGUAAUGGUUUGAAACAGUUCAGACUUGUCGCGUUGCCGGAAAUUCUUACACUUCACUUGAAAAGAUUCAGUAGUAAUCAUUUAUAUUCUUCGAAAUUAUCAUCUCCAGUGAAUUUCCCGUUAAAGAAUUUAGAUCUUUCACCAUACCUUCAUCGUGAUUGUACCGAUAAAAUUACAACCUAUGAUUUAAUUGGUGUCAUCUGUCACUAUGGCGGUUGCGGCGGUGGUCAUUACACUACAUGUGCGUAUAAUUCCUCAACGGAACAUUGGUAUGAAUUCAAUGAUGAACAUGUACGAAAAUUAGAUGCCGAACAAGUGGAAUCAUUGAAAAGUUCAGCAUAUAUCCUGUUUUAUAGAAAACGUGACACACAUUUGGAACCAAUACGUAAUUCUUGGCAAUUACCACCAUCUGGUAAAAUGUGUUAUGUAAGCAAACCUUGGGUUGUUCGCUUUUGGACAUGGGCUGAACCAGGUCCAAUGACAUCAGAAUUUUUCUGUGAACAUGGUUAUUUUCGACCAGAAUUAUGGGAGAUGCGUAAUUCACUAACUUUAUCUAUCCCAGAAAGUAUUUGGUGUAAUCUCCAUAAAAUGUUUGGUGGUCAUGAAAUUAUUCAAGAAUUAAUCCCUUGUAGUGAUUGUUCUGAUGCUAUUUCAAAAAGACAGAAAUAUGAACUGUCAGAGAUUAUGAGGGUUAGUUCAUCGGUCACUCCAUCGUCCACAUCUUAUGCUGUCAGUAAAAAAUGGUUGGAUGUAUGGCUUCAAUUUGUCAAGGGACAAAUAUGGGAAGCUCCAGGUCCUAUUGAUAAUUCCGACAUUAUGCCAUGCAAUAAAUCUCUUUAUUCGUAUCGUAACAGUGGAUCAUUUAAUUAUCCUACUCUUUCAUCAAUACCACUUGGUAAUUACGAAUGUGUUUCUGCUGAAGUAUGGAGUCUUCUGUUCAAUAUAUAUGGUGGAGGUCCGACAAUAUCUGUAUGUCAACCUACUUAUUCAUCAUCGAUCAAUAAUAGUAUAGAUGAAAAUCAGAUGGACGAUUUGUCAGAUCACAGUUCAUCGGAUCAAUUUUCACAAAAAUGUUCAUCAAAUUCUACUCCUAAUAAACAGUCACCUCUUAAUUCAGACCGAAUUGAUGAACAAGUAUGCAGUUGUUUUAAUGGUAUUUUUGUUUUAAGAAAUUGAUUACUAUGUAGAAAGACUUAGUUCAUUUUGCCGAAUAAAUUAGCUAAAAAUCAAUUGUAAACAAUUAUGGUAUUCAAAGCAAUUAGUCUUUUUGAUAAAUUUGUAUAGUGUAAUAAGACGACUACAAUAAUGGUAUUCAUUAUUUUUCAGUUUAAAUAAAGUAUACUCUUUUUCUGGUCUUAGUAAGAUCGUGCUUUUUCCCUUUCUCUUAAAUUUUUUGUUCAUAAUUCAUGAUCAAGUAGACAUAUAAUGUGGUGUACAAAAUACGUACACACAAAAUUUUGUUUGAGCAAACUAUAUUUUUUCAAUAUACAAAGUCAAGGCUUCAACAUUCGUUAACUAAGUCUCAGAUCCGAACCCCAUUUAACUUCGGUUUGCGCAACCGGGUAGUGUGUCAUUAACCCCCAUACUCAAAGUGUGACUCAUACCCAAGCACCUAGUGGAUGAGUUUGUUUAUCGUUAAUUGUUUCCUCACCCACUUGCGUUUUACAACAACAGGCUAUAUAAUAUCAUCAGGUCUCACACUAACAAAUAUGGUUCAAGCAUAAGCAAUGCACAAUUGCUGUACUUUACAAAUUAACCUGUUGACAUCUAAAGAGUACGUUGCUGCCUACCUAAAUGAAAAUGAUGUUAUAACCAAUAACAAUGUGUUUAAAUUCAUUUUUGUAUUGGUUUUUUGUUCUUCACAUUGAUAUUCAGGACCGCAAUUGAUCAGUCUCUUAUUGGCAUAUGUGCAUGCUGUUCCAAUUGUCUUAAUUCACACGCACUAUGAACAUAGAUGGAUGGUGGCUAGCAGUGGAAUUCAGGACCCACGUUUCGUCCUAUUUGGGACUCGUCAGCUGGAUGUACCUGCGUACCGCAGUUGAUGUUCACUCCGGGACUUAGUGUGGAUAACGCGAUGGCGUUUGAAGCAGAUGGUACUAGGUUCGAGUCUCGAAGUGAACAUCAACCCUGGAAUGCAGGCAUAUUCAGUUAACAAUUCCUAAAUAGGGCCAAAUGCACGUCAGAAUGUACUGCACAGCUGUUUUACUCCUAGUGUGUGCAUCCACGCCUUUGUCGGUGAUCGUAUGGAAGAGCUUCAGAUUUCCUGGCAAGCACUUAAUCAUUAUAUGACUGAAUCGGUCUUCACUGAUUUAUUACGUGUGUAUUUGUUAUCGAUGCUUAAUAUUAUUCACUGCUUCUCAUAUCUUUUUUUAAAAAAUCUUUAUCAUUUGAAAGGACCGAGAUAAUUAUUUGACUAAUGGUAACAAUCAUAUGAAUGGUGAUAUCUCUAACAAUUUGGAUUGGUCUGACAAUAAAUCCCAUUUGAAUCAUUGGAAUGAAAUGGAUAAAGAAAUAAAUUCGACAAAUUUCCCUAUAGAUUCAAUCUUAUCCAACGGCACUAAUGAUGAUAGUAUUCAUCAUAUUGAAAUAUACACUCAACAAAAUGAUCAUCCAGUUAAAAAUAAAUUAACUCAAUCCACUGAAUGUUCACAAUUAAAUGGCGAUUGUUAUCCAUCAUCUAGCAAAACAUUGAACAUGCUCAAUGGUUGUUGUUCUAUUGUCACAGACUCUAAAUGUCAACUGAACAAUCAUCAUCCUAAUGUUCAACAGAAAUCUACCAAUAAUAGUCUGACUGUUAGUAAAGGCGCUAGGACCGGUUAUUUUGGUGAUUAUAAUCCAUUAGAUUUGGUGAAUCAUAAAAAUGUCUCCAAAGUAGAAUCUUAGCACCAACAGCAAUAAAUGCAUCAAAUGAAAUCAAAACAUGGUGAUCAGCUUUAUGUAGACACUGUCGAAUAGUUCUUACAUAAAACUUAAACUUUUUGUUUUCAGUCCAUUUGUUGCUUUUAUUACAUUUAAUUAAUAAAUAAAACUGUGAUUCUAUGCAUUGUUUUGAAAUUUUCUUCUUCAUUGAUUGGAAUGGUAAUCGUUAUUAUGUUAUGUUUUCAGAACCAAGUGAUCUUUUCUUGUGACUCAGGUGAUGGUUCUUUUCUUUUCAUCCUUACUUUAUAAUAUGCAAGCGAUGUAUGAUUGUAAUUUGUAAUUAUUUCCUCUUUUGUGAGUUGAUGAGUUUAUGUGUAUGUUUCGUGGAAAUUACAUGUUAAGAAUGACAACAGUGUUGAACUAAGCAAACACACAGUGUUUGUGUAUGUAUUUGACUUGUAAUUUUAUGUGUUUUAUUCUUUCAUCUAAGAAGCACUAAUUUCUCAAAACUUCAAAACUGUAUAUUGAUUGGAUUCGAACUGUUGUCUCAUUUGAAUAAUUUAUUUAUUUUAUCCUUUCUUUUUGUCCCAUUUAUAUAUAUGUAUACAUCAGUAAUUCCUCAUUAAUUUGAUAUUAAGGGUAGUGAUAAUUUUAAUUAUUGUUAUUCAUCGUCUUCUUUUUCUGUAUGUGUAUGUAUACACACUCUGGUAUAAUAUUUUGCUUUUUAUUCAUAUGUGUAUAAUUUCAUCUGCAUAGUAGCCAUCCAUUCAUCCGUUCAUAUUUAUUCAUUUAUAAUACAUAAUAAAAUCAUGAAAAAAAAUGUAUCAACAUCACUUGUUCUUUAUGUGACCUAUUUCAUUGUUCUUAUGAUUGCUAUUACUACUCUUAAUACUACUACUACUACUGUUAUUGUUGAUAAGUAGUAGUGUUUAGUGUCACUGAUUCAUUUCUACUCAGAUAUUUUCUAUCACAUUAAUGAUGAAAUUCUUCGUGUAGUAGUAGUAGUAGUAGAUGUAAAAGUGUAUCCUAUUUGUUUUCUUCUCUAUUUAGAUGGAUAUUAAACUUGUCACGUGUGUAUAAAAGCACUAAUAUUAUUGGUUUUUUAUAUCCUGUUAUACAUUAAGUAAUUUAUAUGCAUAUAAUGUUAUUCAUACACUCGGAAUAAUGAAUAUAUCUAUGUCUUCAUGUGGGUACUUGUUAACUUAUUGCUUGUUUAAUUUUGUAAAUUAUUUUUAUGAAAGAAAAAAAAGUAAACAAAGAAGUUGUGCACAAAUAUUUUCUUCCUGUUUCUAUGUACAUUGCCUUGUUUGUUUGUUUAUAAUUAUAUUCGAC